Antechinus flavipes (yellow-footed antechinus) is the source of this 3129-nucleotide messenger RNA. RefSeq names its product epithelial splicing regulatory protein 2 (gene ESRP2). The record is from RefSeq and is a predicted model, not a curated record. The transcript has 17 exons. Gene Ontology annotation, molecular function: mRNA binding. Gene Ontology annotation, cellular component: ribonucleoprotein complex; nucleoplasm. The coding region runs from base 255 to 2366 and encodes 703 amino acids. NCBI's taxonomy places the organism in Eukaryota, Metazoa, Chordata, Mammalia, Dasyuromorphia, Dasyuridae. Gene Ontology annotation, biological process: regulation of RNA splicing.
CGGGGGGGAAUCCGGAGGGGCGAGGCCGGGCUGGGGGCUGGGAGCUGGGUGCGGGAGUUUUCUCGGCUUCCUCCUCCUCCUCCUCUUCCUCCUCCUCGGAUCUCUCCCCAAACCAAUCAGGCCAGCUGAGCCGGGCCGAUCCUCCCCUCCCCAGGUCCCUCCUCCACCUCCCCCCAGGAGCCAAUGCCCGCUCCCUAGGGGAGCCGCCUCCAGUCACGUGGUCCCGGCCGGGGCAGCCCUCCCCUCCCCGGGCCAUGACGCCGCCGCCUCCUCCUCCGCACCCCGACUCCCUGGUGGUCUUGUUUGGGGCAACCGCUGGUGCUCUGGGGGCUAAACUGGGCUCAGAUGAGCGGGAGCUAAUUCUCUUGGUGUGGCAAGUUGUGGAUCUUCACAGCCGGAAGGUGGGGACCCUGCACAAGUCCCUGGUUCGCGCAGACGACAGCGAGCUGAGCGAGCAGUGCCGGGAGGCCAGCGGUCUGAGCGCGGAGGGGCUGGGCCGGGCCGAGCCGCUGGACAAAGUGCUGCAGCAGUUCUCGCAGCUGGUCUUGGGGGACGUGGAGCUCCUGGGCGGAGGCUCCUACACGCUCUGCACAGAUGGGCCGCUCCUGGUUCGGCAGGUCCUCCACCCAGAGGCUUCGAGAAAGAACCUGGUACUCCCCGGCUCUUUCUUCUCUUUCUACGACCUGCGCAGGGAGUUCCACGCGCAGCGGCCCGAGGCCGGCCCUGCCCGAGACCUCACCGUGUCCGCCAUGGCGCAGAACUUGGGGCUAGAAACAGAUGCUGCAGAGGAUGACUUUGGUGUCUGGGAAGUGAAAACCAUGGUGACCAUCAUUUGCCAUCUCCUCUCGGAACAGAAUCACAGUUUCACGGAACCGGAAAUUGUCAAGUGCAAGUACGAUUCUGGACCCUGCAGCAAGGCCGAGGUGGUGGACAACGAGACCGUGGUUCGGGCGAGAGGCCUCCCCUGGCAGUCUUCUGACCAGGACAUAGCCCGAUUCUUCAAGGGGCUCAACAUUGCCAAGGGGGGCGUGGCGCUGUGCCUGAACGCCCAGGGCCGGCGGAACGGGGAAGCGCUCGUCCGCUUUGUGGACUCGGAGCAGAGGGACCUGGCCUUGGAGCGGCACAAGCACCACAUGGGUGCCCGAUACAUCGAGGUGUACAAAGCCUCAGGGGAAGAGUUCCUCAAGAUCGCUGGGGGCACGUCCCACGAGGUGGCUCAGUUCCUGUCUCGGGAGGACCAGGUGAUCAUCCGCAUGCGGGGGCUGCCCUUCACGGCCACCCCGGCCGACGUGCUGGCCUUCCUGGGGCCCGAGUGCCCGGUGACCGGCGGGCACGAGGGCCUGCUCUUCGUCCGCUACCCGGACGGCCGGCCCACGGGGGACGCCUUCGCGCUCUUCGCCUGCGAGGAGCUGGCCCAGAGCGCCCUGCGCAAGCACAAGGGCAUCCUGGGCAAGCGCUACAUCGAGCUGUUCCGGAGCACGGCGGCCGAGGUUCAGCAGGUUCUGAACCGCUACACGUCGAGCCCGCUGAUCCCCACGCUGCCGGCCCCCCUGAUCCCGGUGCUGCCGGCCCCCUUCCCCUUGGCGGGCGCCGGCGUGCGUGACUGCGUCCGGCUGCGGGGCCUGCCCUACACCGCCAGCAUCGAUGACAUCCUCGGCUUCCUGGGGGAGGCAGCCGGCGACAUCCGGCCCCACGGGGUGCACAUGGUGCUGAACCAGCAGGGCCGGCCGUCGGGGGACGCCUUCAUCCAGAUGAAAUCUGCAGACCGAGCCCUCAUGGCCGCCCAGAGGUGCCACAAAAAGAUGAUGAAAGAACGCUACGUGGAGGUCUUUCCCUGCUCAGGGGAGGAGAUGAGCCUGGUGUUGAUGGGGGGUACCCUGAGCCGCAGCGGCAUGUCCCCCCCACCCUGCAAGCUGCCCUGCCUCUCCCCUCCCACUUACGCUGCCUUCCAGACGGCCACAGCCGUGAUCCCCACCGAGGCCACGGCCGCCCUCUACCCCCCUUCGGCCCUUCUCCCUGCAGCACGGGCUCCCUCGGCCCCCACCCCCGUCACCUACUACCCCCCACCAGCCACUCAGCUCUACAUGAACUACACGACCUAUUACCCCAGCCCCCCGGUCUCCCCUACUACCGUGGGUUACCUCACGGCUCCCUCGGCUGCCGUGGCCCCGGCCCCCGCCUCGGUGCUGCAACAGCCCGGGGCGCUGGUGAGGAUGCAGGGACUCCCGUACACGGCCGGCGUGAAGGACAUUCUCAGCUUCUUCCAGGGCUAUCAGCUUGCCCCCGAUGACUACGCCAAUCUGGUCCCAGUUGGUGACCCCCCCCGCCCUGUCCUACAAGCCCCCAAAGAGUGGGUGUGCUUGUAGCUGUGAGGGACCCGAGAAGCUCCCAGCAGACUCUGUCCUGGUCCUCCACAGCUUCAGCGGCCGGCCUCGGGGAGACGCCCUCGUCACCUUCCCCAGCCUGGAUGCUGCGCGGCGGGCUGUGGCUGAGGAGCAUGGCCGGACUCUGGGUGGUCAGCACGUCCAGCUCUCCCUGGUAUGACCCGCUACGCCAGGGCAGAGGGCGCAGACCCUUGUCUCUGACACCCAAGUGCCUUGAAGGGGAGAAGGGCGGAGGGUCCUUGCUUCCUUCCCCCUCCCCUCCCACAGCCCCCCACGCGAUCCUUGCUCUGCUCCCCCGGAUGCCCCACCGAUCCCUCGCUCCCUCCGAAGUUGUGGGUGGCUCUGGGCUCCUGGCCCGCACCCGGAAGCCUGGCCUCACGUUCAGGAGUUUGGGGGUCCCCACCCCCGCACUGCCAGGCCGUAGCCCUGUUAAGUUAUGAAUUUUUUUUAAUUUAAGCCAAUGCAGAAGGGAGUCCCUGUUUACACAAGUGUGUACCUUGUACGUUGUGCCUGCAUGUGGGACUGCUUUGGUGGAGACUGCGGGUCCGGAGGGGGAGGGGGAGUGCGCCCCGUGUCCGGCUGUUAGGGCUUGUUUCAGAGGAGACGGCCUCGGCCUCCCCUCCCCCGCGGGUGUGAGUAUGGGGCAGGUGGGGCUGGGCAGAGCCCUUCUGAUCCCGCCUCCGCCCACGGCAGCCUGAGUUAGGCCUAAGGGAGGGGGCCUCUGAAUAAAAGAUGCAAACACCCA